ACACCAUUUUGCACCUAGAAAUUCAAAUCCCCCCCUCCCAGCUUUAUUUGUGAAACAAGUGUUCCAAAAAUUCCAAACUUAAAACACCCCCUGAAAAAAUUUCUGGGUGCGCCUCUGAAUGUGUCUAUGUGUAAUGUAUUAACAUUCUGACAAGCUUCAUAUCACUAUUGUUUUCAAACAUUUAAAGAGAUCAAUGAAAUGUUAAAAAUAAAUUAUUAAAAAUGAAACAAUUAUAACAUACCAUAAAAAUGAUAUGCGGUUUUCCGUUUUCAACUCCGUGGCCCGGAUUCGGAUAAAAUUGGGAUGCUUCAAAUUCCCAAAUCAAAUUUUCAGUUGUUUGCAUGGUGACUCUCAAAUUUUUCUUGAACUAUUAAGAAACAAAUAAUGACAAGUGACAAAUUUACUUUCAGACCUAAAGUGCAGACAAGUGACAAAUGUUUACUUUCGGACCAAAAAUGCAAACAGUAAAACUAACCUCAACUUCACUGUAGUGAUUUUUUUUAUUAUUAUAUAGCUGCAAUUGAGUACAGAAGAGCCCGGUGGCAAGCAUUCUCCCUACUUUUCCCGCACUCUUCUUCUGAACUGAUCCACACUCCCAGCCGACACACACUCCUCCUACAGCCUAUUCCAUCAUCAAUAUAAUUAGUUAUCCAUUAUUAUAAUUAAUAAUCGUGGGCUUUUUACGAUUUGUUCAUUUUCUUCAUAACUUCCAUCUGUCGACUCUAGAAGCUCUAAACAUGCUAAGAUUUUUUUAUUCUCACUAUUAUUGUUUACUACCGAAACGGCCAUUCUUAUAGGGCCCUUACACGAUCAAUAUUAUUGACAAAAGCAGUAUUGUCAAUAUAGUUGUUUACUUCGUGAGGGUACCAACAUCAAUAUCACCAUACCCUACACGGUCAAUAUUAUUGUCAAUAAUUUUAUCAAUAAAUGUGUAUCACAUGACAAAUUUAAAAACUGGAUGAUACUCAGUAAAGAAGAAAGUUUAGUUUAAGAUAUGUUCGGCUUGAUUUUCUGCAUGUUAAGUUGUAAGCAUUCUGUGUACAUUUGCAUAUUGUAAAAAAAAAUACAUAUUCAGACAUUAAACACACAACAAAUUUGCUACUCCUGGUAUAUUUGACAUUUUUUUUUAUAUUAAUAAAAAUUUUAGCUGUUGAAACAUUCACAAAAAUGUAGAAAUAAGUAAACAUAAAUAAUAAAAUUAUUUUAUAUUGUAUCAGUCCGAGAUCGGCUGAUUUAUUAAAAUUAAUAUCGGCAUAUCGGUAGAUCUGUGUAUCAGCUAAAUUUGUAGAUCGGCACAGUUCUAAAUUUAAGUUUAUCCUGUUAAUUAUCAUGGUUUGAUGGUGUGUAUAUGUAUGUGUGUGUGUGUGUAUGUGUACACACACAUGUAUAACCAAACACAAUUUUGUUAUUUACUGUGCUCGCAGUUAGGUAUAACUUGAUACCAAAAUCCAUGAGAAAAUUUCUUUGCUAUUAUUUUGAAAUGAUUUAAUUUGUUUAGCUACAUAUUAUUAUAGUUCAAUUAACAUUCUAGAAUUUCUUAAACUACAUUUAAUAAGACCAUUCAGACACAAUGGUGACUAGAUUCGAAAAUGUUACUAUUCAAUUUGAAAUAUUUGACCAACAUAAUCCACUGUUUUCACUCCCCUAGUCAGAAAAAAAAAACAGUUUUUUUUUGUUAUUUUUUUCUUUUCUUUCUUCUUCUUCAAAUAUUGAGGAAUAAAUUUUGUGGACUUUGUAUGUAUUAAGUUUUCUGAACAUUCUAAAAUACAUUUAUGAACUCUGAAAUCUGCCUAUACUUUUUUUUUUGCACCAGUAAAAUUUUAAGCUUUCUGUAACCUUGAGUAUAAAAUUAGUCUGUCAUUCAACAAAUAGAAAACAAACUACAGUUAAUUUUAGGUGUAAUUAAAUGUGCCUAACAUUGUACAAAUCGAUAUUUGUACACUAUGACCACAAUGAAAUCAGGGACCUUGUCUUCAAAACCCACUCGUUGAAAUGGUUACUAUAAUGAUCACAUUCACUGUAGCGAUUGGCUGGACAGGGCUUUAGUUUUGUAUUCAUACUCUCUGAAGAACGAGCAAAUAGUUGGAGAGUGCAGGAGAGUGAAGACUGGAAUAAAGUGGAAGCAGUUGAUGAUGAUGAUUCUCUGAUGUGCCAGAAUAGUGAUUCUAUAAUAGCCUUUGUACUAAUGUAUGUGAAUUUGGUAUAUUUUUAUUUUUGAAAACAGUUUUCAAGUUAUUUGUGUGGUUUUUAUUUCAGAUUGGAGGAAGGCCAAGUGCAACCACUUGUUUUGGGAGACAGUGGGUACCCAUGUAGAGAGUACCUGUUUACCCCACUUUUGAAUCCUGUGACAGAAGCUGAAGAGCGGUACAAUAAUGCUCACAAGAGUACAAGGAAUAUUGUGGAACGGGUGUUUGGAGUGUGUAAGAAGAGGUUUCCAUGUUUAAUGAAGGGUCUGGGCAACAGAAGAAACACAUGUACUAAAAUCAUUGUAGCAACUGCCAUUCUACACAAUAUUAGCCGUGCUGUGGGUGAUGUGGAAGAUUUUUCCGAUGAUGAAGAUGAUGGUGCUGUUCCUGUACGUCAUGUUCAGCAAGAACAGAACGCAAAUGGAAUGCUUUUGAAGCAAGCAUUUAUUGCACGUCAUUUUCAAUAGUAUGUAAUUAUUUUGUUCAGUCUCAAGUACCUGGAUCUUAUCCUGCUUUUAUUAUUAAUUGCUUUAUAUGCAUCAUGAAGUCAAGCCUAUGUCUACAUCUACAACCCAGAAUUUUUCCCUUGAUUACUUAAUGAACAUUAAUCUGCAGCUUUUGUUUCUUUACAUGUAAAUUUUUUUUUCUAAGACAGAGUUGUUGAUAAAGAGCUAGACACAGACAGAAAGGAAAGUUCUUGAGUGAAUGGAUAAGAAACUGUUAAUGUUCAGUAAGAUGUGGCAUGAUUGGCCAAGUAUGUGAUAUGUGUUUAAAUGUGAUGUUUGAUUGGUGUUAGGGCAAGUCAUGUGGUCACUUUCUUCAUGAAAGAGAAGGAAAUCGGCUGUGAGUCAUUGUUUAGGUUGGUAUUACAUUCUAGCAGAGGCUCCUAAAUAACAUUGAGGUGUAGGUGAAAGACGAUUCGGUUAUGUUUUGGGUUGUAUGACUUUUAAAGCAUUGCAAAACUGUUAAGGUAGAAUAGUUGAACACAGUUUGUUAGUGUGUGCCCAUAAGAAGCAGCACACGAGUCUUUGUUGUCGUACUGAACGAUGGAUGUCCUUCAGGUGUAUAGUGAGCUUACAAGCAAUAGUGUGAUGUUAUUUUGUGCAUAUUAAUCUCUGUUGAAUUUUCAGUACCAUUUUUAAGUAAGUUUCGUGCAGCAAACUCUGUUCUAAACCUAGAAGUGUCCUGGUCGCAAAUGACUGCCAUUCUGCUUUGUGAUUUCACAAGAAUAAUGAAUAUAUAUAUGGUUCAUUUUAAAAUAUUUUAUUUUUUAACAAGCAUCAUUGUUUCAAAAAAGUAUCAUUGAGCCGAGUAAAUAAACUUCAAUACACAGAACUUCACAUCAAACUACUGGUAACAUUUGACGAUUUAAUAAUUUUCAAGUGUUUGUGUUUUGUAAAUGCAAUUUAGAUAGCAGCUUGCUGGAGGAAGGUCUUCAAUUACAAUUUAAAUGUUUAUUUACAUAUUUAUGGAAUAAAUGAAUGAAGAACAGAAUGAUGUGAAGCAGCGGUAAAAUGUUUGACGUUUGAUAGGACCUAUGUUUAAAAUCCUGGUACAUCCAUUUAGAUGUUGGUUUUCAAAAUUUUCCUGAAAUCUCCAAUUCAUUCCCUGGAUUAAUUAACUUGUCGAGGAGAUGUAAAACAAAACCAGAGGUUAAAUUAAGAUAAUUUCCACAAGUAAAAUUUUGUCUGAUAAAGUAAAUUAUAUUUACAAAAUUUGGGUAGCAAGGUGAAUACAUUUUUUGUGAGUUAAAAUUGAAAUAUCUAUGUUAUGGUUUACUUUUUGGAAGUAUUUGUGUGGCAAUUACUGUGUUUUCAAGGAUGAGAUCAUUCCCCUCGAUAGUCUUCAUUUGAUUAUUAACUGUAUUAAUAUUUCUUACAUUUAUGCAUACAGUAUUUUGUUAGUACAUAGGAAGUUGUAUGUUUUGAACUGGUUUCUAACUCUGUUAAACGAACUGCAUUAGUAUUACUGUUAUGUUGUUUCUAUUUCCGUAUGUUUUGUAUUGUCUUUGACCUUGGAAUGUAAUACCAAUGCUGCAUCGAUAAAGGCACAAUUAAUAAUUUUAUAUUGGUUUGUUAGACAGUGUUCUUGCAAGCGAUAAUUACAAGUUUGGUUAUUUAUUAAAUAGUUUGUUUUAUCUUGUGAUUUCAGUAGUGAAAAUAUCACGCGUUGGUGAAUUAUAAUUUGUGUACAAAUUGUUGCAGUUUUGAUGGUAGUUAAUAUUAAGUUUUUUUUUAGUAGUUAGGUUAUAUUUCUCACAAUUUGUGUUUUGUUGGUUAAAUUAUUGUAAUUGGGAUGAGCAAUGUUUUUGUAUUAAAAAUUUUACUGUUUUUUGUAUAGCAAACAAUAAAAAGUUGUGAAUGUUACACCGCUUCAUAUUCCUUACGGAAUUUUAGACUUUCUGAAUGCAAUUUCAUGGUGCAUUUUUUGUGACAUAAAUAAGGAUCAGAAAAUUUUGAAAAACGUAAAAGAUGCGGAACCUGACUAGUUUCACUGCCUGUGAAAUAGUAAUGAAAUUAGGCAAUUUUUACACUAUAUACCUUAGUUUUCCACACAAUUUUGUGGUCAAUGAUGGUUACGUAGCCUGUGCUUUAGUUCAGCAACAUUUAAGAACACAUUUAUUGCAAAUUCAUCUUUCAAUGAGCAAUGUUUUUUGUCAUAGAUAACCACAGCCAUAAGCUUCUACUGUGGGAAAUGGUGGUAGAUUGAUAAUGACUGUUCACUUAUGGUAAGGUACAUGGUGCAAGAGUGUCAGUGUUUCUGUUUAUUAAUUUUUCUUGUUACAAGUACGCAUGACGAAUCUCAACAGUUAUCAAAAUAUUAGUUUCUUUUCUAAUUUAGAAUGCCAAUGCUAGUUUUCUGUUACCAUUUAUGCGAGAUAGUAGUGAAAUAAUUUUUAUUACUUGGGUGUUAAAAAUGUUUUGUGUGGUUGUUUUGAUAGUGUUUAUGAACAUUUUCGUACCAUCUUUAUUUGCUUUGAAGUAAUUAAAGGUAAAAGUCACAGCUUAUUGGAACUUGUUGGUGUAAAUUUAUGAAAUAAAUUGUAUCAGCAUGUAUAAACAAUAUCACAUUGUUUGCAGAAGGGGGCAUUGUCAUAAUAUUUAAGGUUUUUUUACCAGUGAUGAUUGUAGACUCUUGGAUUUCAGAAAAUACAAUUCAUUUUGUGACUUAAUCCCACUUAUUUUUAAAAAGACACAAAUUUCAAAUAAAACUUUUUGAGUUUGAAGUGCUGGAAAUGGUGCAUUGUUUAUAGCAAGCAUUUCUUUACGUUCUUAUGCUUAAGUGAAGUGUUUGCUAUGAAAAAGUUCAAACUUAUCCCAACAUAGCCAUGUAUAAUCAAACUACCAUGUAAUGAUAUUUGGUAUACCAGCUAAUUUUAGUUACAGUAAUAACUUUUGUUGUAAAGCUUUUUAAUAUUAGUUGGUAAAUUCUUGUAAAAAUAUUUGGAGAACCUUUAGAGAUUUCUUUUUUCAUAAGAAAUAAAUGUGUGGUCUCACUUAAAAAACAUACAAAAUGGGAUCUUAGUUUGUGUCAGUUUUUAUUCAUUUUGUAUUAUCAAUGGCACCAUUCAUGCUGUAGGCAACUUUUGAAUUCAGAAAUACUAUGUUUUUUUUUUUUUUUUUUUUGCAAAAUGCUAAUCUUUAUGGCCAUGGAAGAUUAUGCUGACAUGAAAGCCAGUUGCUUUGAGUGGGGUUUUUACAAUAAUAAUGUUUAUAUUCUAGUGAAUGAAUGGUCCCAGAUAACAUGUGACAAGAAAAAUUCAUUUUUAAUACAGUAAAUAAAGGAUGUAGUUACACAGAACUCUGAACUACUUCAAAUAAACAUGUAACUUUCGUGUGCGGUUAGUUACAGCCUGAACAUGUUUUGUUGGAGGCCAUUUCUCAUUCAACCUAAACGUAUGGCAAGUAGUUCUCUUCUACAUAAGCCUCUGAUUGGAUGUUGAGUAUAGAGAAUGUAAACAGUAUUUAGCAAAAAUUGCAAUAUGGAGAAUGUUUGUAUUAUAUUCUACCGAUGCAACAUUAUCUUCUGUAAACUAACACACAAAUAAUUUUGUUUCAAAGUCUAUUUUGCUAACGAUGAACUGUUAAAUCAGAUGUUUCUGCCCUGUAAAUAGAAAAAUAUAUUCAAAUGAAAAUGAUGCAGAUUCAUUUUAAAUCUCUGCUUGCAUUAUAUUCCAACUCACUGACAGAAAAUCACUUUUUUUCUAUAUUCAAAAUAGUGGGGAAGAGGUUUGCGAGCCUAAGAACUUUACUUUAAGCCGAGCUCGAGUGAGCCUACUUGAAAGUUCUCGAGCUUAGCUUUUGUGGUACAGUUGCACUUUUUUGAAAUAAUUUUUACCUUAAACUAAGUAAAAUGUUUGAAUAAAGUGUUAAAUUGAAGUGGGCUUAGUAAAUUUGGUAACUAUUUACAUUUUGUACUGCUAGAAAAAAAUUUUUACAUUGAAUCUUACCUUUUUCCGUUGGUUCAUUGUUCAUUAGUAACAUAUCAUCCAACUACAUAAUCACAGUUUACAAGCGUAUGUUGUGUAAAUUUAAGAUAUCUUUGGAAUAAUUUCAUUCUUGUAAAUUUUUCUGGAGUCCUUACUUAGCUUCAACAAACUUAGUGCCGAAAAUCAUUCUGUUUGAAAAGUACAUAUACAUUGUUUCAACGUUUCCACUUUUCCGCACAAAAAAUCUGAUAGAUUAUCAUAGAGUAUUAAAUUCUGUUAUUUAAUCCAUCAUGCUGUAAAUAAUUUGUUCUGCAUGUUCAGGAGUUAAAUUAGCUCUACGAUUGGAGAUGGUGUUUCCAGCAGAAGAGAAGAGUCUCUCGCUGGCAAUCUGUGUGGCUGGAAUGCUUAAGUAAUGUCUUGCCACUGGUGCUAACAAUUCUAAAUUUUCAUGAAUUAUUGACGAUGGUACGGGCUUACCUUGUGUUUUGGAUGCCUUGGUACUUUCCAUGGAUUCAAAAGCAGACCAAAUGCUGGAAGGUGGUCUAACAGCAACAUUUCCUUGUGUGAUUGAUACUUGAUACUGCAACAUCAGAUGUUGCUAAUGGUGAUGAUAGCUUCAUUUAUUGCUGUAUGUUGUGCACCUGAAGAUUAACUUCAUGUUCUUGAAGCAAAAUGGUUUUGAAUCGGGGAUCUAUAACCAUUGCAAUACAUUAUACCACAUUACUUCUGAAAUCAGGAAAUAAAACUAAAAGCUCUUUUUUAAACUUUUUGCAAAUAGUAUAGCUGCCUUAUGUUUGGCACUACUGAUGUGGCCCUCAAUAAUGCUCAGUAUUCCUUGAAAUAUGGGAAUUUUAAUGGACAUUGUUGGUUCAUUUGCAACACAUAUUUCAUGAGUUGCAUAAUCAAUGGGUUUUAACACAGUUACCAUUCACUUAACCAUCUUCCACUCAUUUGCGGUAAGAGAGUCCUUACCUCACUGUGUUAGGACAGCAGUGACUGGCUCUUUCUGUUAGAGUAAUCUUGCCAACAUUGAAUACUCUUUGUUCCAACGGGUAUCAACCAUCUGGAGGAGGUUAUUUUCUGGGUAGUUUAGCUGCUGCUGUUUAAGUCGAAGGGCCUGUCGAGAUAAUGUCCUGUGGUUAAAAUAGGAAACAAUUCCUCACACCUUUUUUUACAAGCAACGUUGAUGAUCCUAUUUCUUUUUUAGCAUCCCAUACAAUAAGCUGCAGUGUGUGCUAAGCAUGAGACAUGGCUGAAAAGUAAAGAUAAAAAUAGCACAUGUUUAGUUUUUAGUAUUGUCUGUCACCACAUAUACUGGGACUGGCAGAGAAUGCAGAUUCCACUUCUCCAGCAAAUUCAUCAACAUGCUCAAAACAUUUUCAGCAGUAUAGCUGCCUGGAAAGUGUGUUGCCAGAGCAUGAUUUCUUUAGUUUAAAUUGUUUGUCAAAAUAAUGUCAAGUAAAUGAGACACAACUCUCGACUGCAACAGAUGGCCAAAUAUCUGUAGUGAAAGAAUGAGAAUUCAGUCCUUUUAAAACAUCUCUUAGAUUUCCGAAUUCAAUAAUUUAAAGUGUUUUUCAUAAAGAUUUGAAAUAAUGAUCCUGGAAAAUGUUGCACAAGGUAAUGCAUAGUUGGGUUCCAUUACUGAGCAUACGUCUCUAAAACUUUGGUCUUCAACUAAUGUGUAUGAUUGAUAAUCUACGGCCAACAUUUUGGUAAUACUUUCAGUAAUCAAUUUACCAUUGGGGUGAUCUUUCGGAAGCUUUCUUUUUCUUUUGAAGCACUCUUGCAACUUUGUUUACAGGAAGGUUCACCUCUGUGUACAAAAUCAAGUUUUGAUUUGUUGUUUUUGCAUUCGUAAAAUUCUGUUGUAUAAAUAUUGAGGUGACGUAUUAGGCUUGAUGUUCAACCUGUAGGUGUUUUUAGUAUGUGCAUGUACUUCUUGCAUCUGGCAACAAACACAUAUAAAGUAUUAUUACAUUUAACGAUUGAAAAUAUUUCUAAUUAUUUUAAACCGCAGAACCUACCUUGGUGACCGAGCCAAUACUGUUGAACUCUUUGGUUAUUGCCAACCAGGCUUUGGUCUUUUUUGUGUUGGAAACUGCAUCUGUCUUUUUGUUUUCAAUCACGUUUUUAUAUCUUUCGACAAUUUGGAUCAAAGAAGACUUAUUGUCGGGAGUAAACCACACACGCUGUUUCAUAUCAUCCUCCAUUUUAAAUGUGAUUGUAAACAAAUUUGGUGGCGGAGGGAUAUUAUACACCUCUUGAGGCGCGCGCUCUCAUUCCAUGAAGUAUAACUGUUUAUAGCCUUGCACAAGUCCUCGUUCAUUAAAACGGCUGCCGAUCUGAUACUUUACAGGGAUUCAGUUAGAACACGUUUUGGAAUAUGACCCGAGAGUUAGGGUACGGCAGUUGCCCAACAAUGCAGUGCAUAUUCGCUACCUUACUCAAACGUCUUGGAAUACCGCCCUUAGUCAACUUAUUUAAUGUCAGAACCAAUUUCCUUACUGUAUAAAACUCGUGAAUUUUUCUCCACACGGCACCACAUGUAAAAUAAUCUACUUCAAUUAUUUUCCUAUGCUCUGUUUUCUUACCCGUCUGUGUUGAAAAAGCUAAACUGGUUUUGCUCAUUAAUUUCGCCUUACCUUCUGCUAGAAUUCGUCUGACUGGUGAUACUGAAACACCUGUAGAAGCACUUGUUGUUUCAGCGACAUUGUACCUCAAAUUUAUAUAACUGUUUUUGUUUACUGAGAUGUGUUGCAACAUUGUAAAAAAUCUCACGAGCUUGUCCCCGCACUGGCGUGCCAUAUUUAAUACGUGAUUUAAAUCCUGACGUAGAAGCCAUUACGUAGAUCGGUUCGUGUAAUACGGACUGCGAGACAGCGGCUCCAUUACUAACCCCCUCCACUUCCUGACGCGCUCAUCAUGUGACCGUCUGCUGGCAGUGAGAUCUGCGCAGGUUCUUUUCCUUGUUGUCGCACUAUAUCAACUAUUUUGAUAUGAGUACAAUCAAUGGCUCCAUCAAUACCUGGGAUGCCAUCAACACCACUAACCCUCCCUAGCAACACAAAUUGUUCCCUAUUAGCUGCUUUUGCUGCCGCUGUUGCUGGAAAUUUGAUAUGCUGUACAUGCAAUGUGCGAUGAUUCUCGACACUUCCUUUACAAUAUUGGAUGUGCUGGCUUGUGAAACACUGUCAAUGUCACCACAGACUAUCUGAAAAAUGAAAGAAAAUACUAAAUACUGUACCUAGCCCUUUAUAAGGCAGAGGGAAAUAUCUUCCCAUUCAAUAAUUAAUCGUGUAACAGGCCAAGGAAAUAUUAUUCCCAGUUGUGCAUUGUGCUGCUAUCUUAUGGUGUCCAGACAAACCAGUGUAACAUUAGGAAAGCGCGCAUAUAUACCUUCUAUUGUUGAUGUAUACAUUGUUCUAUGGCGACUACAGUAGUGUUGUGGAAAUGGAUAGCUGAUAUUUGAAGAUCAUGGCAUCUAAGAAAUUAACUUCAGAAGAAGCAUUAGCCCUAUAUUUUUCUUUGCCUGAAAAUGCAAGUGAAUCUGAAGAAGAUGGUGACACUUCAGAUGAAGAUGAACAUGAACCUUUUGUUCCAGUAACAACUAGAAAUGAAGCACAACAAUCUCCAUCUUCUUCGAGUGUCUGUGACCCAGGAACUUCUACGCAUACGCCUCAAACAAGAGGUUUUGUCCAGCAACAACAAAAAAUAAAUGAAAGCCAAGAGAGGGCAAUAACAAAGUCAGCAAAUAGGCCUACGUGCAGACAAACUCGUGGCCUACAACGAAAAUCAGAUGAAAUGUUAGAUGAAAAUCUAAGUAGGGUUAGUGCAGGCCAAGUUUCUUCAGAUUCAGAAUCUAGUGAGUCAGACGAGUGUGUAGUUCAGAGUAAUGAAGAAAUAUGGUCCCAGAAUGUACCCAGUUUUAUGAAUCUUUACCAGAUUUUAGUGUACCUGUGCAACCUAGAAUACAGUCCUUAUACUUGGUUGAGUGUAGCAGCCCAGGAGAAUUUUUCUGUGCCAUUUUUGACAAUGAACUCUUUGAGCACCUAGUGUCUCAAACAAAUACAUAUGCAAAGCAAAAACAGUUGGUCCCCUGGACACCAUGUUGUGUUGAGGAAAUGAAAGCGGUGUUUGGCGUGUUGUUGCUAAUGGCUGUUCAUGUGUUACCAUCAUUAGACCAUUAUUGGUCUUCAGACCCACUCUUCAGAGUUGAAUCAAUUUGUCAGACGAUGACUUGUAAAAGAUUUAAAAAAAUCUUAGAAGCAUUGCACUGUAAUGAUAACACAAAGGCCAAAAAGCGUGGAGAAGAAGGGUAUGAUAAACUGUACAAAAUACGGCCUGUAUUUUCUGUUCUUCGAUCUAAAUUUGUGGCACUGUAUACUCCUUCACCAUGUCACUCAAUUGAUGAGUGCAUGAUACUCUUCAAAGGGCGGUCUUGUAUGAAACAAUAUAUGCCGCUAAAACCAAUCAAACGUGGGUACAAAGUGUGGGCGAGAUGUGAUCCACUAACUGGUUUCAUGAGCGAUUUUGAUUUCUACACAGGUAAGGGAACUGAAGUACAUGAACAGGCAUUAGGUUCAACACUUGGUUCAAGAGUAGUUACUAAGCUCUGUUCCAGUUUGUUUGGCAGCCAACAACCUACUCUGAUUGUAUUCGAUAAUUUUUUUACUUCUGUAGAAUUACUGGAGAUACUGUAUCAGAAAAAUCUCUCAGCUGUGGGCACUGUUAGGCAAAACAGACGAUACUUACCACCACUACUAAAGAAGAAGAACAAGUUAGCAAAAGGAGAGCAUGUUUACUCAGUGAAAGCUUUUGUGUGUGCAAUUCAGUGGAAAGACAACAGGCAUGUAAACAUCCUAUCAUCUGCACAUAAUCCUCAAGAUAUUGUCGAAGUGAAACGUACACAGAAUGAUGGUACAAGAACUUUAGUCAAAUGCCCAAAAGCAGUAAGAGAUUACACUAUGUAUAUGAGAGGUGUAGAUCGUUUUGACCAGAUACGUGCAACAUACACUGUGUCACGUCGUUCCAGAAAGUGGUGGCACCGAAUUUUUUAUUUUCUGGUAGAUGCUGCACUUGUGAAUUCGUUCAUUUUGUACACACUUUCUGGUGACAGAGGUCAAAUUUCAUACAAACAUCUUGACUAUCAUAUCAGUGUUGCAAAGCAUUUGAUUGGUAAUUUUUCUUCUCGAAAACGGAAAGGUCCUAUUUCUGCCAACUAUUUGAAAAAACGCUUCCAUAAAGAUGGCAAACCCCUUGGAGUUCCUUUAGAAACUAGGUUUUCAAAUGUUGGUGUACAUCUACCUGUUGAAUUGGCAUCAUUCAGAAGAUGCAGACUGUGUUCCUCCAGUAAACACGAAAAAAGGACAAUAGUUGGUUGCAGUCAGUGUGAUGUACCACUCUGUAGUGUCCCGUGCUUUAAGACAUUUCAUACAAAGUGAAGAAUUUUGCUGGAACAUGAAAAAAGCAGUUAAGAUUUGUGUCUUUUUGUAGGCCAUGGGAAUAUUAUUCCCACUUGUUAAAUAUUUGAGCAGGACAUGGGAAAUAAUUUCCCAUGCUAUUUUGAAAAAACUAACGCAAAACAUUGUUAUAUAAGGGUUUUGUGUAUGAUACUAUUUCCACUGUAUUGUAAAUAAAGUAAUAAAACUGUCUAAAUAUAACAUUUCAUAGUACUGCCUUAUAAAGGGCUAGUGUACAUAUAUAUCUGCACACUUCACAUUCACUCCUUACCUGAUAAGACGCUGUUGCAUAUAAUCACAAACAUAGCAAGAGUUUUCGGACUGGUGCUAGUGGCAAACCUCGGUUCGAAUUGUGUAGUGUUGCCGGCUCAAUCUGAGGCAAUAUUAACAUGCAUUACUGCAUGUUUUGAAAAUCUGUUCCCUUUUUAUAAAUUCGUUAUCUGCCCACCACUCAAAGGGGUUCCUUGCAUCUCUGAUGUAACGUUUUCUCAGGCGAAAUAUGGGUACUUCACGACAAUUAUCAUCAUUGUGACAAUCAAAAUACAAGGGAUCAUCACGACAGACAAUACGAGUUAAAUCCAUUCAGAUCUGUAACUGAAGUCAUUCACAUACUUAUGUAGGUAACCAAAUACUGUACCAAUAAUUACAUUAUGAGAUGGUGACAUUAGCCGAGAUUUACUUCACAAUAUAAAAAUUUGAACAGCAUGUAAAAGACCAACAUAAAUUCAAAACGCCUACUUAGGAACCAAUUUGUGAAAACUUGAAGUUCUGAAAGCAUAAUUUACAACUAUGUAAAAUAAACUGUCACACGAGCUCACAUAAUUACGAUUCACUAUCACCUAUUCAAAUAAAGGUAAAGUUUUAUAUGUCCUGUAUAGGUAUAUUGGUUACAGUUGGCCUAUUACCAAAUAUUUUUGUGCAAUUAGUUAUUCACUUUGGCUGUUUAGGGGUUAGGUGGUUUAGGUUUGUUAGAUUGGAUAAAAAUAUAAUUAAAACCACAGGUUUUAGGUAACAGCCACGUAGGCUAUUGUAAUAUUCAUACAAAUCCAAAAUAACCUAACCUACAAAUGCCUGAGCUUGCAGUACAGUGGAACUUUUUCAAAUUCCACUGUGUGCAAACUUAAGAACUUGCAUACCAUAAAUAAUGCAAAAUAAAACCACUGUUUUCUAAUUUGGCUCAUUAGGGUUUCACAGUUUUAUUGAGCCUAUUCUUGUUUAUAUUUUCUCUUUAGUAGUUUACUGAAUCUUAUAAUCGUUGUUGACCUUAUUAUUUUAUUGGGGUCUGUUUCAGAACAUUAAUAAAUGGAAGAAAUAAAACGAAAAUUAAUACUUAUAUCACAAUAAAUAAAAAUAAAAUAGCUAAAUAUUGUCUCAAGUCACCUCACAACCACAAUUGAGUGAUACACGAUUUCCCGAGUUUUUGAUCUAACUUGAAAUUGGAUUCUGUAACUGUUAAUAAGCAGAAGUCUCAGGAGUCGACUAUUGAACAGCAAAAACAGGUUUCAAGAAACAAAAUUGUAAUUGUUACUCAGCUGAGAGUUAUCUCAGCAUACAUUUAAUAUUGUAUCUCAAGAGUCGUUUACUAAACAGCAUCUCCUCUCAAAACUAGUUUCAAGACCUGACUAUUGAUACGGCCCUGACAGUGACAGCUACACAACAGAACAUAUUCAUUUUUAUUUUAACUCACUAUGCUAACAAGAGGUGGUUCACAAUUGUGUACAACCAGUUUUUGUUUUUGUUUGUCAACAUAAUUUUUCAUAGAAAAUAUGUAACUUUAAUGUAAGUACUGCUGUCACCCGGCCUCUGUAGAAGGUCCGGGAAGUACCUGACGGGCGCUACGGGCGUCGCGAUGCUGCUGUUGUCCGGGAGGCGCCAGGCUAGUGGGACACUAGGCCGUUGGUACUCUGCCCCCGCGUGCCCUGCCAGGUACGCGGCUUGAAAUCUAUCCUGAACUUCCCUACUUGGUUGUGAGGCCGCUCGGCCGUGUGGAGGACGGAGUUGUGCGGAAUAAUCGUAAGCGACACAGUUUAUGUUGAAUUGGCGUUUAAUCCACAGACUUCUCCGGUGGUACUGUACUCCCUAUACAUUCACUACGCGGUGGCAGAACCGCUACAAAAACUAUGCGAAUGUGCUAUGCGGCGUCUGAGCCAUUGUACAGUUACAUUAACACACGCUGAUUACAGAACAAAACACGACACUAACAUAACACUGUGAAUUUGCAGCGGAAGUCUCGCGGGGGCGCGGUUACUAGUGCUCUGGAGACGGCCAGCACCAAAAGUUAACUAACUGUCUUAGGGGGGCUUGGUGAGCAUGAUCCUAAAUUACACUUUACACUUACGUGAGGUUGCAGCCGGCAGGCGUAUGCACGGCGGUCUUAGCGAAAGCGAGUUAGCUGGAGUCGGCCAGUGCUGUAAAUUGCGGGGUCCGCGACGCAGAACCAAAAUUCUUACAGGUACGCCUCAAAAAUUAGAAAUAGAAAAGAAACAAAAGAAAACACAGAAACCUGAGAAGGUAGAUUAAAUAUGACCUAAAAUUGCUGCAUCAAAAAGGCUCUAUGAAUCAAGUAGUGAAGAGGACACAGAAGAGUUGAGACUUCAAGAUACUGAUGAUGAUUUUGAUUCCAAAGGAGAAAUCAGAGCAACUGACUUACAAGAACAAUUAGAAUUGUAUAGUGUCGAAGUAGGUGAUUUUAUUUUGGUCCUGUGCAAAGGCAAAAAAAAAAAAUGCAUUUUGUGGGUAAGGUGUGCUCGGUAGAUGACAUUGCUAGCCCUUAACAUUUUGAAGUGACAUAUCUGAAGAAAAUGAUGAAAUCAGAUAACUUUUUUUUAUUUUCGAUGAACGUGCUGACAUUUAUGAAAUUCUUCCAGAUGAAAUUGCGUGUAAACUACCUCCUCCAAAAAUAGAACUAGCAAAGUCAAAAAGAAAGAAGUCUCAGUUAAGAUUUCCCGUCAAUUUCAGCAGCUUUAAUUUGGGUUGAAGUGAAAUUACAGAUUGAUUGUAUUCUGAUAUAGCUAGGCUAAGUAUUUUCAACUAAUUUUGAAAAUGUUUAAGUGAAUUAUCUUUGUGUUAUGUAAAAUGUUAUUAAUGACUAAAGCUGGUGGUAAA
Bacillus rossius redtenbacheri is the source of this 15182-nucleotide messenger RNA. RefSeq names its product piggyBac transposable element-derived protein 4-like. The record is from RefSeq and is a predicted model, not a curated record. The transcript has 2 exons. The coding region runs from base 10521 to 12059 and encodes 512 amino acids. NCBI's taxonomy places the organism in Eukaryota, Metazoa, Arthropoda, Insecta, Phasmatodea, Bacillidae.